Molecule: messenger RNA, 831 nt
Organism: Salvelinus sp. IW2-2015
Lineage: Eukaryota; Metazoa; Chordata; Actinopteri; Salmoniformes; Salmonidae
Source: RefSeq, a predicted model, not a curated record
UGCUGUCCUGAGAAAGCGGUGAUGCAGCACAGGAUGAUGAAGGAUGCCCAGAGGGCCAUGGGUCCAUGGAUGGGAGGUCAGCCUAUCUACAGCCCCAUGAGCCACGGCUCCUCACAGAUGAACCCUCUGCUGUAUGCAGGCUCCCAAUCAGGGAAGAGCAUCGCCAUGGCCCCCAUGCCCCUCCCCCCUCCCCCAUCUGGCUACAGCAUGCCCCCCAGUGUCCACGCUGCCAGCAUCUACGGCAACCAACAUCCCGGCAACAAGCAGAUGCUGGACUACCUGGAGAGCCAGGUGAGGGGCAUGGAUGGGACCAGCCCCAUGAUGCAGCCCCAGCCCUACCACCAGCAGGUCCAGAUGAUGCCCCCUCCCCCUCAGCACAUGAUGCCCCAGCACAUCCCCUUCUCAGCGGGUCCUCCCAGCAUGCUCUCUGGCCUGGACGACGGGGCCGUGGAGUACCGGGGGGUCAUCCAGAUGCCUCCCAUCAUAGAGCAGCCUGGACGAGGAGGUCGGAGAGGGGGCCAGCCACCGCUUGCCCCUAAAACACGUCCACCCAGCUCCAGAGAAAGCAGCCGCAGCGAGAGUCGCUUCACCAAUCACCGUGACGACCGCAGCGAAGCCAGCGGGCGCCGUUACCCGUCGCCGUCAAGGAGCCGUGCUACAGAAAGACUUUCGUGGAUGGGAGAUCGGAGGCCCAGUCGAAAGUGGGUUCACGUGACGACCUCAGCGACAGGGUCCCUCGAUCCCCUCCAGAGACGACCUGUUCGAGGAGCAGCGUCGCCCCGCCUCCCAGCAACUACUCCCGCUCCGCAGGGGGUCGUUCAGUUCAGAUGA